This is a messenger RNA of Theobroma cacao (cacao), 361 nucleotides long. NCBI's taxonomy places the organism in Eukaryota, Viridiplantae, Streptophyta, Magnoliopsida, Malvales, Malvaceae. The record is from RefSeq and is a predicted model, not a curated record.
CUAAGUCACACACUCAAGCAUAACGUUUCUGUUGCUGUAAUCCUGCUAACCAUGACCAAAUUUUCUCCCACUCAGUUUCUCAUCCUUGCUCUCCUCUUGACUCUUGUCUCAAUGGCACCACAGAUUGAUGCACAGCAAAGAUGUGAAGAGAUCUUAGAUCCAAACAAUUGCGUACUUGAGGAUUGUAAGGAGAGGUGUUUUGAAAAGCACCAAUCCAAUGGAGGUCAAUGCGUUGAGAAUGGAGGCACUCCUCUAAACCCAACUUUCAAGUGUCUCUGUGUUUAUGACUGUUGAUUUUUAUUUCUUGUAAGCAAAGAGGAAGACUUAAAAAUAAAAGGUGAAGCACUUACAUUAGUAUGUU